This is a messenger RNA of Lachancea fermentati, 1164 nucleotides long. The record is from the annotation of a GenBank genome assembly. Lineage: Eukaryota; Fungi; Ascomycota; Saccharomycetes; Saccharomycetales; Saccharomycetaceae.
AUGCCCCCAUUACGCCCUAUUGAUUUGAAGAGCCAACCAGCACCAUAUCAGGUGAGGUACAAAGUUAUUCAAAAAAUCCAUGCUGUUCUGAAGAAAUCUUCAGCAUCCAGAUUAUCCAAUUGUGACAGGAAAGCAGUUGAACUGGAAGGUGAAGUUGCCAAGAAGAGUUCUUCCGGACAGAGCUACCGCUUUAAUGCGAGUGUGCUCCUUCGUGAUUUAUCGCGGCCCAAUGGACGCUCAACGAAGGCCAAUGGAAAAAUUAAUGAAGCAAGUGGGACCUUAUUGAAGACUCAGGUGCUGGAAAAACUGACUGCCGUUCUGCUUCCUGUGGAGAAGCUAUUAGAGAAUGGAUAUUUCCUCACCACUACGUUGGAAGUCGAUUCAGAUGAUGAUGCCAAGGGUGGUGUUCACAAAGUCUGUAUUCGCUGCAACACGAAGUUCAGAAAAGAUCAAAUAAUGAAGCCCACAACCUGUCGUUAUCACAUUCAAAAACGACGCUAUAACAGAAACACAAAGGUUGCGGAAUAUCCUUGUUGUGGCGAAACUACUUCUUCUUCGUCUCUACUCGGUCUCGGUUGUAAAACAAUGUCACAUCAUGUAUUUAGGCCAGAAACAUUCCAAGAAAUGUCACAAAUAUCCAGAUUCAUGACGACAGACUUGAUUGAAGGCGAAUCAAACGUGUUAGCUCUCGACUGUGAGAUGGCGUUUACAUCCAUGGGCUACGAGCUUAUUAGAUUGACCAUUGUCGAUUUCUUCACAUCUAAGGUUUUAUUUGAUGAAAUAGUGCAACCUUUUGGGGAAAUAGUUGAUCUCAAUACAGAAUUUAGCGGUGUUCAUCUGAUUGAAAAGAAUAAAUCUCUUUCGUUUGAGGAAACAAUGACGAGAGUUCUAAGCAAGAAUCUAAUAAAUCGGAACAGCAUACUAAUUGGUCACGGUAUGGAGAAUGAUUUGAACGUCUUACGUAUUGUUCAUCGCAGAAUCAUUGACACAGCUGUUUUAUAUCCCCAUGGCAAAUUCAAAUCCUCCUUGAAGAAUUUGGCUUUUGAGACAAUAAGCAGGAGAAUUCAGAGUGGAGAACACGAUAGUUCAGAGGAUGCAAUUGCAACGAUGGACGUUCUGAAAUUCAAACUUGGCAUUCCGAUCAACCAAAAAACGUGGAAUUAA